This is a messenger RNA of Myxocyprinus asiaticus (Chinese sucker), 2407 nucleotides long. RefSeq names its product ras association domain-containing protein 1-like. The record is from RefSeq and is a predicted model, not a curated record. The transcript is spliced from 7 exons. Gene Ontology annotation, cellular component: microtubule cytoskeleton; nucleus. Gene Ontology annotation, biological process: Ras protein signal transduction. Bases 688 to 1755 code for a protein of 355 amino acids. NCBI's taxonomy places the organism in Eukaryota, Metazoa, Chordata, Actinopteri, Cypriniformes, Catostomidae.
GGUCGGGAUGGACAAGGAAACUGAUCGACCCGGUUUCGAGCCGUGACCGCGAAGGACGCCCACGGUGUACAGACUUUCUCAACUCGUAUGAGGACACAUCAAUCGGUCGCGUCAAAUCACUUUUUCACUUGAGUUUUUGCGUAAUGGAUGAUGUUGUUCUAUCCUUGCGCAAUCUGGGCUCCGUUAUCCCACUGCAGACGCGUUUGAUACACGCGUCGGAUUACGAGUAAUUCGAGAUUUCGUGAGCACAGAUUUGAGAACACGGAAGCGUUUGCUUUCAUUAUGAGGUUCCUCUGAAAAUAUACAAGUGUUUUGUUACGGUUUGAGAUUGAGCCAGAUGUUGUCUAAAGCACUUCUGAAAAUUUAAGAGGACAUCUCAACAUCAAACUCACAUACCUGGGCAUUCUUUUGACUAGAAAUCAUCUCAUACAGGAUUUAUCGACUACUGGCGGAUACAUUUGAAGAUAUAUGUUGCACACAUGACCACAAAGUGAUCCAUGUUCGGCUUUAAUCUAGAGAUGCAAAAGCAUCAGAACCAGAUGCAAAAAAACUGGGUCAAUCUAAAGUGGUCUAACAGAUUAUUCAAUCUAAAUCAUGUCUCUAGUUUCAUCCAGCACGCUAUUUUAACCCCAGCCGUGUGCUACCUGAUCUACUGAACCAUGCUUUAUAGCUGACCGUAUUCCCAACAUGGCAAAAUGUGAGCUAAUUGAAUUACAAGACUUGACGCCCGAUGAUCGCAUCGAGUUAGCGCCCUCUACCGGUCCUUCUGUCGCCGCGGGACAAACACUAGAAAGGUGGAGCAAAGAAAAGGUGGUGCGGAUGAUGGGGGACCGUGUACGUUUGGAGGACCCUGAUUGGCGGGAACACGACUUUCAGCCCUGCAGUCAAACGCAGUUGAGUUGGUGUGACCUGUGCGGCGAAUUUAUAUGGGGACUGUACAAACAGAGUCUUCGCUGUUCACACUGUAACUACACCUGUCAUUACCGCUGUCAACCGUUUAUUCAACUGGACUGCAGCUCAAACUGUGAUUCUGUCACCGACCAAUCAAAAUACUGCGAGGACACAAUUGAGACAGACACUAAUGUGGAUGAACAAGUAGACUUGAAGAAGCAGGAUCUGUCCAUCAGUGAAUUACAGCAGAAAGUGAAAGAAUACAAUGCGCAGGUCAACAGUAACCUCUUCAUGGUUCUGAACCGUGACGGGUCUUACACUGGCUUCAUAAAGGUCCAGUUUAAGCUGUCCCGGCCUGUGUCUAUCCCACCUACACAGAGCUCGUCGUCCUCCUCAGGAUUGGAUGGUGGUUGUCGGGAAGACAAAGCACUGAAGCAUCGCACUUCAUUUUACCUGCCCAGAGACACGGUGAAACACCUGCACAUCAGCUCCAGCACGUGCGCCAGAGAGGUCAUCGAAGCUCUGCUGAAAAAAUUCACCGUAGUGGAUAAUCCCGCGAAGUUCUCGCUGUUCGAACGCAGCGAGCGGCAGAAUCAAGUGUACUUGAGGAAGUUAGCGGAUGAUGAACGGCCUCUUUUCCUGCGUCUGUGUGCUGGACCCAAUGAGAAAGUCCUCAGUUUAGUCCUUAAAGAGAAUGAAACUGGGGAAGUUAAUUGGGAUGCAUUCAGUUUUCCUGAACUCCAGAACUUCCUGCGUAUACUGCAGAGAGAGGAAGAGGAUUAUGUUCGACAGAUUGUGCAACGCUACACUCUGGCGCGGGAAAAGAUGAAAGAGGCUAUCAAGAAUUGUAGCACACCUGGCUGAAAUGUACACGGGCUGCUUUUUUUACCUCAGAAAUGAAAGAAAAUGAAAAGGAACCGUACUCAUACACAGCUUGUUUGAAUCCAAAGAGUGUGUGGAAGAACCCUUUGUCCUUAAAUGGUCGAAUCCAUUAGAGGGCAUGAUAGGGGUUGUAAACGAAAGGGAAAUGGAGUGAGAGAGAGGAGUAGCAGCGUGUGUUUAAGUGUGACUGUGGGCGUGUGAGGAGAGUGACUUUACACUGGAAGAAAUAUUGCUGUUGUAGCUUAACUGUAGAUUCAGUUAAAUGUCUGCUUCAGUGGAGUGAUGUCUUCCUGUUUGAAAGGCAGAUUAUUUGUUUGUGGUGAAUGCAUAUAACAAUGCAGAGAAAAAUAUUUUAAAGAGUAUUUUAAGAUGCAUCAUUUGGAGGUUUAAACUGCAAAUAGGAUUAUUUUACUGUUUUGUCAGAUUUUGAUGUACCCAUGUAAAGAUAUUGAGUUUUUUCUGAAAUGAAAAUAAAAAUGAUAUAUUUUUCCCCUUUAAUAUGACUAAAUUGACAAUAUGACAUAUUAUGAACAAAUGUUCAGAAAUCAUUUAAUAUUUUGAUUAGAAAGCAUCUUAAUUUUUUUAAUUAUGUGACAUUGCAUGAAAAAUAAAAUGUAUUAUUAUUGCAAUUUUA